AUGAAUCCGAAGAACAAUGCCGUCGACAGUAGGGAAUUCCAGGCAAUACUAGAUGGUUUAGAUGAAGAAGAUUAUCUAGAAGAAAAAAUUGCCGGGAAGAAAAGGUGGUUGAGUUCUGGUCAAGUGAAGGCAGUGGAGAAGAUUUUCGAGGUAGAUAACAAGCUUGAGCCAGAGAGGAAAGCAAAAUUAGCUGCUGAACUCGGUCUCCAACCGCGACAGGUUGCCAUUUGGUUCCAAAACCGACGUGCUCGUUGGAAGACAAAGCUAUUAGAGAGAGAUUACAGUUUCCACAGUUCACAGAUAAGUUUAAUGGGAAGAAAAACUUCUUCCUUUGGCAACGGAGAAUGA
Cornus florida is the source of this 348-nucleotide messenger RNA. RefSeq names its product homeobox-leucine zipper protein ATHB-6-like. Gene Ontology annotation, molecular function: sequence-specific DNA binding; DNA-binding transcription factor activity, RNA polymerase II-specific. The coding region runs from base 1 to 348 and encodes 115 amino acids. Gene Ontology annotation, cellular component: nucleus. NCBI's taxonomy places the organism in Eukaryota, Viridiplantae, Streptophyta, Magnoliopsida, Cornales, Cornaceae. The record is from RefSeq and is a predicted model, not a curated record. Gene Ontology annotation, biological process: positive regulation of DNA-templated transcription. The transcript has 2 exons.